This is a messenger RNA of Sus scrofa (pig), 1871 nucleotides long. RefSeq names its product DEAD-box helicase 56 (gene DDX56). Gene Ontology annotation, molecular function: RNA helicase activity; ATP binding; nucleic acid binding. Gene Ontology annotation, cellular component: cytosol. The record is from RefSeq and is marked provisional. NCBI's taxonomy places the organism in Eukaryota, Metazoa, Chordata, Mammalia, Artiodactyla, Suidae.
GUCGCGCAUGCGCGCUGUCACUACAGAACAGCAGCAUGGAGGAUCCAGAGCUAUUGGGUUUUGAACACAUGGGCCUAGACCCCCGGCUCCUACAGGCCGUUACCGACCUGGGCUGGUCGCGACCCACGCUGAUCCAGGAAAAAGCCAUUCCUUUGGCCCUUGAGGGGAAGGACCUCCUGGCUCGGGCCCGCACGGGGUCAGGGAAGACCGCUGCUUAUGCCAUUCCGAUGCUGCAGCUGCUGCUCCACAGGAAGGCGAUAGGCCCUGCGGUCGAGCAGGCUGUGAGAGGCCUUGUCCUUGUGCCGACCAAGGACCUGGCUCGGCAGGCCCAGUCCAUGAUUCAGCAGCUGGCUGCCUAUUGUGCUCGAGAUAUCCGGGUGGCCAACGUCUCAGCGGCUGAAGACUCAGCUUCUCAGAGAGCUGUGCUGAUGGAGAAGCCUGAUAUAGUGGUGGGGACCCCAUCUCGGAUAUUAAACCACUUGCAGCAAGACAACUUAAAACUGCGCGACUCCCUGGAGCUGCUGGUGGUGGAUGAGGCUGAUCUCCUUUUCUCCUUUGGCUUUGAGGAAGAGCUCAAGAGUCUUCUCUGCCACUUGCCCCGGAUUUACCAGGCUUUUCUGAUGUCCGCCACGUUUAACGAGGAUGUACAGGCACUCAAGGAGCUGGUGCUGCAUAACCCGGUUACCCUCAAGUUACAGGAGUCCCAGCUGCCAGGGCCAGACCAGCUGCAGCAGUUUCAGGUGGUCUGUGAGACCGAGGAAGACAAAUUUCUGCUGCUGUACGCCCUGCUCAAGCUGUCUUUGAUUCGGGGAAAGUCUCUGCUCUUCGUCAACACUCUGGAGCGGAGCUACCGGCUGCGCCUCUUCCUGGAGCAGUUCAGCAUCCCCGCCUGCGUGCUCAACGGAGAGCUCCCACUGCGCUCGAGGUGCCACAUCAUCUCCCAGUUCAACCAAGGCCUCUAUGACUGUGUCAUAGCGACAGAUGCUGAAGUCCUGGGGCCUCCGGUCAAGGGGAAGGGCAAGCAGCGGGGCAAAGGACCCAAGGGAGAGAGGGCUUCUGAUCCGGAAGCAGGCGUGGCCCGUGGCAUAGACUUCCACCACGUGUGUGCUGUGCUCAACUUUGAUCUCCCCCCGACCCCCGAGGCCUACAUACACCGCGCCGGCAGGACGGCACGUGCCAACAACCCAGGCAUAGUCUUGACCUUCGUGCUGCCCACAGAGCAGUCCCACCUGGGCAAGAUCGAGGAGCUUCUCAGCGGAGAGAACGGGGCGCCCGCCCUGCUUCCCUACCAGUUCCGCAUGGAGGAGAUCGAGGGCUUCCGCUACCGCUGCAGGGACGCCAUGCGCUCUGUGACCAAACAAGCCAUCCGCGAGGCGCGGCUGAAGGAGAUCAAGGAGGAGCUGCUGCACUCAGAGAAGCUCAAGACGUACUUUGAGGACAACCCGCGGGACCUCCAGCUGCUGCGGCACGACCUGCCCCUGCACCCGGCCGUGGUGAAGCCUCACCUGGGCAACGUCCCCGACUACCUGGUUCCUCCUGCUCUUCGCGGCCUCGUCCGCCCACACAAGAAGCGGAAGAAGCCCCUGUCCGCUAAGAAGGCCAAGAAGGUGAAGACCCAGAACCCACUGCGCAGCUUCAAGCACCGAGGAGAGAAACGCAGAGCCGAGCCCUCCUGAGGUGGUCGGGCGGCCUCAGCUACCAUCUCGGGCCUCUCCCGGGGCGGAGGACAGGGUGGAGCAGGUUCCCGAGCCUGGAGGGCGCUUGACUCCCAGCCUGGGCGGACUGCAUUCGGGGCAGGCAGAACUGUGGCCUCCCACAUCCCGGCCCGAUGGCGCCUUGCCUUUAACAGAAUAAAGGUUCUAGCUGCCCUG